Molecule: messenger RNA, 7639 nt
Organism: Apodemus sylvaticus (European woodmouse)
Lineage: Eukaryota; Metazoa; Chordata; Mammalia; Rodentia; Muridae
Gene: Dgkz
Product: diacylglycerol kinase zeta
Exons: 31
Coding region: 3679-7044 (1121 amino acids)
Biological process (GO): intracellular signal transduction; diacylglycerol metabolic process; regulation of synaptic transmission, glutamatergic
Cellular component (GO): nucleus
Molecular function (GO): ATP-dependent diacylglycerol kinase activity; protein binding
Source: RefSeq, a predicted model, not a curated record
CCCUGGGCACUCCUGCUUCCUUUUCUGGGUUCCCACCCCCGCUAUGGGCAGAGACAAACCUCAGGAGGUGGCACGACCACAGGCCCGGUGGUUCUACCAUGUCCCGGGUCUGCCAAGUAGCAUCAGUGCUCUCUGCGCACUGCUGCAGCACAAUGCCCCUCACGAUGCCCUUUGCUGGUCUGGCCCAUCUUGCCCAUGGAAAAGUAGGUGGACGGCUCGUUGACCUGCUGAGGGUGUGGUGUAGCCGCCAGGUUCCCUAGGGCUUGCGUGCUUGCUUAUUUAUUUACGGCCGUGUGUCCCGUAGCCCAGGCUGACAUUGGACUUGUUGAAUCAUCCAGGACGACCUUGCGUCCUGCCUCUGCCUCCAAGUGCUGGGAUUACAAGGCACCGGGCGUCUCGGAGUGCUGGUCUCCCCGUUGUAGCCAGCAUCGAGUGUGAGAUGGUUUGGCUAGGAGGCAAAUGGCUGAGGAAGCUCAUGGCCUGUCCCUUGCUCGCGCUGUCCUCCAAUCUAUGUCCAUAGGCCCUGUCCUCAUCAGGCUCCUGGGGACCAGCUGGGAGUACUGUGGCCCCUGAGACAUUUUUAUAUUGUCCUCCUUGAGUGUGGCUGGCCCCCAGACAAACCCAGGAAGCCUAGGAGACAGCCAUUUUGCUGUGCUGUUGGUGUGAGAACCUUCUGGGGCCUCCCCCAUGACCUUUACAUGGAAAGUGUGGUGUGUGUAUGUGGUAAGGUAUGGAGUGUAAAGAGGUGACCGACCACUCAGAGUGGAACCAUGGGAGAACUCCAAGCCCAAACAGGGCUUCUUUUAUUUGCCUGCUUUUUAGUCAAAUUAGUUAAGAUGGGCUGUCACUGUAUAGCCCUGGCUGUCUUGGAACCUGCUUUGUCAGCCAGGUUAGCCUUGAGGUCACAGAGAACCACCUGCCUCUGCUCCUGAGGUACUGGGACUGACGUGUGAACUGCAAUGCCAAGCUUCUUUCUUUUCCCUUUUGUAUUUCUUUUUAAAAUAAUUGGUGUAUACACUGUAGCCCAGGCUGGCCUAGAAUUCAUUACAUAGCCUAGGUUGGCUUCAAAUGUACAGCAAUCUUCCUGUCUCAGCUUUCCAAGUGCUGGGAUAAUAGGCGGGAGCUGCCCUAGAGAAACCUCAGCAGAGACAGGACGUGAGAGUCAGGCACGCUCAGGCCAGCAGACCAGGGUUUCUAUGGAGAUGAGCUGAACAGGAAACAUGGGACCCGCGGGAGGGGGCAGUGGGAACGCAGUGGUGUUUGGGGUGGUAGCAUCCCUCAGGAGAACUUGCCAUAAGAGAUCAACUAGUCUUAGCAGUCCUCUUAGAUAAACAGGGAAACUGAGGCCCAUGGCCUUGUGCUCCCCUGGGAGGCCACACCUGGAGCAGCUGAGGAAACUUGCCCAGGUGUGUCCUGGAGCCCAGCAGCGUGCAGGUUCUAGAGGUGGGCAUGUAAGCUGCCAUGUGUCCUAACAAGGGCUGCUUCCUUCUUGUCUUGUCGUGCAGGUCUGGGACGGCAGGGAGGGCCCAGCCUUUACCACUGACCAGAGAGCACAGCACCACCUCCCCCACAGCCACUGUGGCCUUUUGUUUUCUGGGUGACACUAGCUAGCAUCAGGCGGUGCGAUGCGUCUGGGUGACUAAUCUCCUCCAGGCUGGGCAGCUGUCACACUGGCCUGAGCAGACUGGUGGGGAAAGCUGACACCCUGGGGAGAGCUGGCAAGUCAGUGCCCUGGUGGCAGCAGGCAGCCAGGCCUGCAAGUUCCUCUUCCUGGGACAGAAAAUGGACUCAAGGAGCCCACACUGGCUGGCUGUGUGACCUGGGUGUGCUCUUGCUAUUUUCUUAUAAUGAAGCUGUGGCCCUGCCUCCCUCAGAGGGCUCUGGUAGGGUCAGUGAGGUGGCGGAGGGCUCACCCAUGGCGCGGCACACAGUAGCACUGGAUGGCUCUUAAUACUGUGGGGCCUUUCUCCAACCUGACCUCCAUCCCAGGGUCUGCCCGCCAUCUGCUCUGCAAUCUCUGCCUGUGGGUUUUGUGUCUGCUACUCUCCUAGGUGCCUUAGUUUCUUCAUCUUGUGCGCUCUCUCUCUGUCUCUCUCUCUCUCUGUGCAUGCGUGUGUGUGUGUGUGUGUGUGUGUGUGUGUGUGCGCGCGUGUGCGUGUGUAUGUGUGUGUGUGCGCGUGUGCGUGUGUAUGUGUGUGUGUGCGUGCGCGUGCAUGUGUGCGUAUGUGUGUGUGUGUGUAUGUGUGUGUGUGUGCGCGCGUGUGCGUGCGUGCACAUAGUGGACUCAAUAAAUGUCAUGUGGAUGAAACAGCCCUCUUGCCAGUGUCUGCUCCUAUGUCUCUGGAACUCACCUCCUGUCCAGUCUCAAUGCUGCUUUGCUACCUCAGUCCCUGCCCCCUCCCCCUGCUCACUGAUUGCUGGAGUUCUGUCCCCUGGGCCCACUUCUCCCUGCCACACCCUAUGCUGGCUCUAACGCCACCUGCCAAGACCCCACAGCAAGGAUUGGUGGAGGGCUGAGCCAGGGCUGCAUAGAUCGGUUGGGUGGGCCUGUCUUCCCAGGCCGUCCUCUCAGACAACCCUUCCCCCUGCCCAGUGCUCUGCGCUUCAGCCAGGCCAGCCCUCAGCAGGCAGAAAUUGUGAGAGUCCGCCAGCCCUCUUCCACGGCUGUGCCUUGGGCCCCAUGGCUGUGACUUGUAGCUGUCUCCCUCAACUAACUGGGGUCUUGGGGCCAUUCCUCAAGUGUAGAAGAGGUGUGAGGGCAGAGAGCUUAUCACAGCGCACUGGGAAGGAGGAAAGAUAGAUUAGGGAGCAGGGGAAAGGAAUAGAUGUCUGGAUAGCGCGCAUGGCCUAGUACACACCAAGGGAGGGACCCAGUGCGUGCUGCAGGAGCCAGUGUGGGUCAUCUCAAGCACAGGCUCGUGAGUCUGGGGACAGUGCGAGACACUGAGUCCCUCCGCAGGAAGGCUCAAGGAAGGGGUUUGGGGGCCUCACACCUUGGGAUACCCAUACUCAAUCUUUGGAACGGUGAGACAGCCACUGGUACCAGAAAGUUCUUAGAGAUGUGUGCACACGGCACCUAGCAUCAACACUCUCCCAGCCGGAACCUCUCACUGCAUGCCCCAUGCUGACACAGUAACACAUCUGGGGCAGGGCAUGCCUUCCCAAUUCUCAGAAGCCUGAUCUCCCCGUGACCAAAACCAAAGUUUGGGCUGAAUAUAGGGAUUUUAUCGGGACUCAGAUCCUUCUCAGAGAACCUAUGUUUAUUAUUUUUGCUUAAUUGCACUGUCUCCCAGGAGAGAAAUCCAACCUCCUUCCAUGUGGGGGCAAAAGGAAGGCCAGACAGGAGGGAGAGGCCCCAGAGCCCUAUAGUCUCCCCAGGCGGAGGCGGAGGCCUGCUCCCAGGUUACCUUUAGCCCUUUAGGCUCAGGUCUCUUGUUUCUGGUGCCUGGGAAGGUGAGGCCUUUCUCCUGAGAACUCCUGGGGUAGAACAGUAUGUGCUGCAGUAACUGUGAGCCGGGCUGCCCCGCUCUAACUGAUACCUUCAAACUCUUUCCAUGGAGGACAGAGCGUCCUCAUCCCUAGCACCUGUGUGACCCUUCUUAGCUUAUGGGGCACAGCUGGGCCUCAGCUUAGCCCAGCUCCUGACACUGCCAGUCUGUGUGCCCAACAGCCCCUGGCAUGGAGACCUUCUUUAGGAAGCAUUUCCAGCGAAAGGCACCAGGUCCUGGAGAGAGGCAGCGGCGGUCCAGUGGCAUGGGGCUGCCCACAGGCAAGGCUCGACGCCGCUCCCCAGCAGGGCAGGCCUCCUCGGCCCUGGCUCAGAGGCGCCGCUCCAGUGCACAACUCCAGGGCUGCUUUCCCAGCUGCGGGGUGGGCACGAGAGGUGCCAGUCGCAGGCGCUCCAGCACUGCACCCCUUACCUGCAAUCCCCGCUUCACGGUCGAUGUGGCGCCUACCCUACAACCUGCCACAGUUGGGGCCCAGCUUCUGGGUGCACCCCUGCUGUUGGCUGGGCUCGUGAGCAUGAAGGAGGAGGAGGAAGGGGCCCAGGAGGGAGAUGAGACAGUUGAGGCAUCAAGCAAUGCCAGGCCGGGUACCAGGACAGCGCCCUUCUCACACCAGGGCACGUGGCCACUGCUUCCCGUGCCCCGCUGCCUGCGCCGAGCCUCCUCGCACCUGCUCCCUGCUGAUGUGCAGUGCGGCCAUACUCUUUGGGGCCUGCAGGGCCACUAUCGUCGCCUUAGCCAGCGGUGGCCCUCAGGCCAGCACCCUGGUCUUGGGGGCCGAAGCCCAAGAGCCUCGGGCGCUGCAGCAGGCCCCGUGAUACCAGCCCGUGUGCGCCCGCUGUCUCGCAGACGCCAGGUAGCUCUAAGGCGGAAGUCAGCAGGACCCCAGCCCUGGAGCGCCCUGCUUAUGAAAGCCAUCACCAAGUCGGGCCUCCAGCACCUGGCACCCCCUCCUCCCACGCCCGGGGCCCCGUGCGGUGAACCUGAGCAGCCGUUCCGGAGCACUGUGGACUGGAGUGAGUCAGCAGCGUAUGGGGAGCACAUCUGGUUUGAGACCAACGUGUCCGGUGACUUCUGCUAUGUCGGGGAGCAGUACUGUGUAGCUAGGAUGCUGCCAAAGUCAGCACCCAGAAGGAAGUGCGCGGCCUGUAAGAUCGUGGUGCAUACCCCAUGCAUCGCGCAGCUAGAAAAGAUCAAUUUCCGCUGUAAGCCAUCCUUCCGUGAAUCAGGCUCCAGAAACGUCCGUGAGCCAACCUUCGUAAGACACCACUGGGUCCACAGGCGACGUCAGGAUGGCAAGUGUCGGCACUGUGGGAAGGGCUUCCAGCAGAAGUUCGCCUUCCACAGCAAGGAGGUUGUAGCCAUCAGCUGCUCCUGGUGCAAACAGGCGUACCACAGCAAGGUGUCCUGCUUCACGCUGCAGCAGAUCGAGGAGCCCUGCUCCCUCGGGGCGCAUGCAGCUGUGGUCAUCCCGCCCACCUGGAUCCUCCGGGCCCGGAGGCCCCAGAACACCCUCAAGGCCAGCAAGAAGAAAAAGAGAGCAUCCUUCAAGCGGAGGUCCAGCAAGAAAGGACCUGAGGAAGGCCGCUGGAGACCCUUCAUUAUCAGGCCCACCCCAUCCCCCCUCAUGAAACCCCUGCUGGUGUUUGUGAACCCCAAGAGUGGGGGCAACCAGGGUGCCAAGAUCAUCCAGUCUUUUCUGUGGUAUCUGAAUCCCCGACAAGUCUUUGAUCUGAGCCAGGGAGGACCCAGGGAAGCGCUGGAAAUGUACCGCAAAGUACAUAAUUUGAGGAUUCUGGCUUGCGGGGGUGAUGGCACGGUUGGCUGGAUUCUCUCCACCCUGGACCAGCUGCGCUUAAAGCCACCGCCUCCUGUGGCCAUCCUGCCCCUGGGCACUGGCAAUGACUUGGCCCGAACCCUCAACUGGGGCGGGGGUUACACAGAUGAGCCUGUGUCAAAGAUCCUCUCCCACGUAGAGGAAGGGAAUGUGGUACAGCUGGACCGUUGGGACCUCCGAGCAGAGCCCAACCCUGAGGCAGGGCCCGAGGAUCGAGAUGAUGGAGCCACAGAUCGGCUGCCCCUGGACGUCUUCAACAACUACUUCAGUCUGGGCUUUGAUGCCCAUGUCACCCUGGAGUUUCAUGAGUCUCGAGAAGCCAACCCAGAGAAGUUCAACAGCCGCUUUCGGAAUAAGAUGUUCUAUGCUGGGACGGCCUUCUCUGACUUCCUGAUGGGCAGCUCCAAGGACUUAGCCAAGCACAUCCGAGUAGUGUGUGAUGGAGUGGACCUAACCCCCAAGAUUCAGGACCUGAAACCGCAGUGCAUCGUCUUUCUGAAUAUCCCCAGGUACUGUGCAGGCACCAUGCCCUGGGGCCACCCUGGGGAGCACCAUGACUUCGAGCCCCAGAGGCAUGAUGAUGGCUACCUUGAGGUCAUCGGCUUCACCAUGACAUCCUUGGCAGCGCUGCAGGUGGGUGGGCACGGCGAGCGGCUGACCCAGUGCCGAGAAGUGCUGCUCACCACUGCCAAGGCCAUCCCUGUGCAGGUGGACGGGGAGCCCUGCAAGCUCUCAGCAUCGCGGAUUCGGAUCGCCCUGCGCAACCAGGCCACAAUGGUGCAGAAGGCCAAGCGCCGGAGCACUGCCCCGCUGCACAAUGAUCAGCAACCAGUUCCUGAGCAGCUGCGGAUCCAGGUGAGCAGGGUUAGCAUGCACGACUAUGAGGCCCUGCACUAUGACAAGGAGCAGCUCAAGGAGGCCUCUGUGCCUCUGGGAACUGUGGUGGUCCCCGGAGACAGUGACCUGGAGCUCUGCCGUGCCCACAUUGAGAGACUCCAGCAGGAGCCCGAUGGGGCUGGAGCCAAGUCCCCGAUGUGCCACCAACUCUCCUCCAAGUGGUGUUUCCUGGAUGCCACCACUGCCAGCCGCUUCUACAGGAUCGACAGGGCCCAGGAGCACCUCAACUAUGUGACGGAGAUUGCCCAGGAUGAGAUUUAUAUCCUAGACCCAGAGCUUCUGGGUGCAUCAGCCCGGCCUGACCUCCCCACCCCUACCUCCCCACUCCCUGCCUCACCCUGCUCCCCUACACCCGGGUCACUGCAGGGGGACACUGCACUGCCUCAAGGUGAAGAGCUGAUUGAAGCUGCCAAGAGGAAUGACUUCUGCAAGCUCCAGGAGCUGCAUCGAGCUGGAGGGGACCUCAUGCACCGAGACCAGCACAGCCGCACACUCCUGCACCACGCAGUCAGCACUGGCAGUAAGGAAGUGGUCCGCUAUCUGCUGGAUCAUGCACCACCAGAGAUCCUUGAUGCUGUGGAGGAGAGUGGGGAGACCUGUCUACAUCAGGCAGCCGCCCUGGGUCAGCGCACCAUCUGCCACUACAUUGUGGAAGCCGGGGCCUCCCUCAUGAAGACAGAUCAGCAGGGCGACACUCCCCGGCAGCGAGCUGAGAAGGCUCAGGACACAGAGCUGGCUGCCUACCUGGAGAACAGACAGCAUUACCAGAUGAUCCAGAGGGAGGACCAGGAGACAGCUGUGUAGUCAAGGGGACCACGGAUCAACGAGGGACACUACCAGAGGACCGGAGCUCUCCUUGUCCAUCUCACUGCCACAUUCCUGUCAGAUGGCUCUGGGGGGACCCUGCCACAGGGAAGGAGCCCCGGGCCACCCCCUGAGAAGCCGAUCAGAUCUAGGGCUGGACUCUAAGGAGCUGGACUCUUCACCUGUCCCUGGUUUCAAGGGGAACAGGAAACAGGCUGGGCUGGCUGGGCCCCUCCCCUCAGGGCAGGCCCCCCCCCGCGCCCCCCCAGCCUUCGGAAGAGCUGGGCAGGGCUCAGCAAGACUUCAGGGAGGCCUGCUCUCAGCAGGACUUUCAAAAGCCACCUGCUCCUUUGGGCUCUCUGGAGGGUUCUGGUGCCUAGCCCUCCUCUCUGAUCCACCCGCCCUGGGCUUCCCAGAAACUUCCGAGCCUGCUGUAUUUACCUACCCGCUGCCCUGCUUGGCACCUACCCUGGUCUUCCUCCUCAAGCACCCAGUCAUUUCUUGGCGGACUGUAUGGCCUGGGGUGGGGGUGGGGCUCCCACGGUGACUUGUUUACAGCUGGGUGUGACUCAGUAAAGUGAAUUUUUUUUCCUUU